Molecule: messenger RNA, 3298 nt
Organism: Octopus bimaculoides (California two-spot octopus)
Lineage: Eukaryota; Metazoa; Mollusca; Cephalopoda; Octopoda; Octopodidae
Product: SRSF protein kinase 1
Biological process (GO): regulation of mRNA processing; spliceosomal complex assembly; peptidyl-serine phosphorylation
Cellular component (GO): nucleus; cytoplasm
Molecular function (GO): ATP binding; protein serine/threonine kinase activity
Source: RefSeq, a predicted model, not a curated record
AAUUUUUAACCAUUUCAAGUUUUCACCUCUUUUCUUCCCUUAGCAUUUUAGGAUACUGUUUUUAUUUCAUCCCUUAUUGUCUCUUUUCUAUAUAAACGAAAACCAAAUUAAUUUAAGUAACCUAUCCUAACGUCUUUUCUACAUUUUGUGUUCCAAUUGCUAGAUUUUUUUUUUUUCUCCCUCCAAUUUUUUUCCUCCCUCCCCGAUAUUAAUGGCUAAGGUCAAAGUGAUGACCUUUCAUAAGAUAUUUUUAAAAGUAUCUCACUUUGAAAUACAUUUGCUAGCAUGUAUGUUUUACGCCUUGCCAUUUGUAUUCUGACAUUUCCUGAAAGAUUCGGCAAGAAGACAUAGAAUGAAACCUGAAGUUCCCAAAAGAUUUAAGGAAAGCAAAAAACUUUCAUCUUUUGAAUAUUUCGUUAGAUUACCAGCAUAUUGUUGGCAUUUCUGAAAAUACUUAUUGAUUUAUUAUCAUUUUUCUUUACUGGAAAAACAACAAACAAUUUACAUGUAGAUGCAAGAGGUCUAUGUUUGUUGCCAUUUAUUAUGGCAGUUUUCCCUUUGUACAUUCAUCCAUUAAUUGACUGUAAAAUGUCUGAACCCUCUCCGUCCCCUGAGUUUUCUUUGUCUCCUGAGCCAGAAAUUAGCAUGAGAAAACAAGCUAAGCAUCAUGAUUCUAGCAGUGGAACAGAGUCCUCUAGUGGCACUGAUUGGUCUGCUGAUACACACAAGUCUUGUGACCCCGUGUAUGAAGAUGAAGAAGAAAUCCUUGGGUCAGAUGAUGAUGAACAAGAAGAUCCUCGCGAUUACGUAAAAGGUGGCUACCACCCAGUUAAAAUUGGUGAUUUAUUCCAUGGACGUUACCAUGUUGUUCGGAAGCUUGGUUGGGGUCACUUCUCGACCGUUUGGUUGUGUUGGGACAUGGUAGCGAAAAGAUUUGUUGCCUUGAAGGUUGUUAAAAGUGCUCAGCAUUACACUGAAACUGCACUUGAUGAAAUCAAAUUACUAAAGUGUGUCCGAGACAGUGAUCAGAAUGAUAGCAAUAGAGAGAAAGCUGUGCAAUUAUUAGAUGAUUUUAAAAUAACUGGUGUGAAUGGAGUACAUGUAUGCAUGGUUUUUGAAGUUUUAGGUAACCAUUUGCUUAAACUAAUAAUUCGAUCCAACUAUCGAGGGAUUCCAAUUGAGAAUGUGAAAAAUAUUAUAAGACAAGUUCUUCAAGGACUUGAUUAUCUUCAUAGAAAAUGUGAGAUCAUUCAUACUGAUAUCAAGCCAGAAAAUAUAUUGAUGUGUGUUGAUGAGGCGUAUGUUCGGAAAUUAGCCGCUGAAGCAUUGGAGUGGCAACGCCUGGGGAUCAAACUUCCUGGUUCAGCAGUAAGUACUGCUCCCAAGGAGAGGAUUGAUGCUGUAAAAAUGACCAAAAAUAAGAAGAAAAAAUUAAAAAAGAAACUGAAACGCCAACAGGAACUGAUGAACCUCCAACUGCAACAAAUGGAAGAGACCUGUGCAGAAUCAGAAAUCGGUGCUACCAAUGAACCAAGAGAAACGAGCAACUCCUUAGACAAGAGACCAAACAUGGUUCCUUUGUCCCAGAAUAGCAUUGAUGCCGGAGAUGAUGAUGAUGAUGAAGAUGAUGACGAUAUAUCAUCUGCUACCGUGACAUCACCAGAAGAACAGCAGAAGUCUUUGCCGUCUCCACAGCCCAAUUCACAAGACAAUAUUAAUUCACCAACAUCUCCAACAACUUCGAAAACAUCUGACAAAACAAAUGAAAAUGUAUCGCGGAGAAAAGAUCCUGUGCACGAAGUGUGUGAAGACCUUAAAGUAAAAAUUGCCGACUUAGGAAAUGCAUGUUGGGUUUCUCACCAUUUUACAGAAGAUAUCCAAACGAGACAGUAUCGUUGCUUAGAAGUUCUCCUUGGUGCUGGCUAUGGACCUCCGGCUGAUAUAUGGAGUACAGCAUGUAUGGCGUUUGAAAUGGCAAGUGGCGACUAUUUGUUUGAGCCACACUCAGGAGAGGAAUACUCAAGGGAUGAGGACCACUUGGCUCACAUAAUUGAGUUACUCGGUACCAUUCCAAAACAUAUUGCGCUGUCGGGCAAAUAUUCUAGAGAUUUUUUCAACAGAAAAGGUGAAUUGCGACACAUAACGAAACUUAAACCCUGGGGUUUGAAUGAAGUGCUUCGUGAAAAAUAUGAAUGGAACGAGAAAGAUGCCCGAGAAUUUUCCGACUUUUUGCUCCCAAUGUUAGUUUUUGAUCCUGCAAAGCGAGCCACGGCUCUUGAGAGUCUCAACCAUCCCUGGCUAAGACAAGACACAAGUAAAUCAACAGACUCAUAACAAUGGGGUGGUUGGUGGACUGCAAUUUUCAUACCACCACCUUUUCCCCCCUCCCAAACAAUUAAAUUUAAACAAAAAAAAAAAAUCCUGCAAAAUAAAUUACAGAACGUCUCAACUGUGUUAACCAUCCUUCCACCAUCACCAGCAUGACCAACUAACCUUUUUUUUUUUUUAAUUUAUUUUCCAUGUAUAUAAGGUUGUUCUUUUCUCUUCUCUUUCCGUUAUGUUCCUCUACCUGCUGCAUUUUUUUCUCUCUCUAAUGCCCCAUAGCAGUUAGUGUUGGUAAUGUCUUGCUGCUGAUGCAGCUUAGAUACAGAGAAAACUGAAGCUCUGGCUUGCUUCUACUCGCCAUUCAAUAUUAAAUAAAGUGGUCUUAAAGAACAGAUCUGUUUUCUUUGGUCUUGUGCUGCUGCCAGACAAGUUUUCCCUGAGAAAGAAGUUGUUAGGGAGGGGGGAAGAUACCUUAAAAAAAUAAUAGAUGAUAUAAUGUGGAAAAGAAAAGGCGUAUUUCCUUCAUUGAAGCCUCUCUUAUUGACCAUCUUGUGUCUGUCUCUCUCUCCUACACAGACAAAGUCUAUGCAAUGAUGUAGAUAAUACCGUUUUCACUGUUGCACAUUUCUAAAAAGGCUUCUAAGAUUAGUGUCUCUUCCUCACUGCUGUCAUCUUAGUUCUGAGUGCCAUUGUUUAAAUAUCUCUACCUUACCGUUUAUGAAGAUUAUGACCAUCAUCAUUAUUAUCACCAUCAUUAUAUUAUUAUAAUUAUGAUUAUUCCAGUAUUUUUUUGGGGGGGGGGAGGUUGGGGAAUGGCCUCAAAUCCACAUGAAGUCUUGUUGGCUCCAGUACUUAAAUAAAAAAAAAAGCAUCUUUUGUAGUAGUCUUUUGGGAUGGGAGAUAAUGUCUCACUAGUUUCUUUAUUUUGCAGGAAUCAGUUUUCGAAAUAAAAAGUAUUUUUCAUAUUUCUGAA